UACUGUUUGUGUUUUGACUUUCAAUUCCAAAUUGUAUAGGUUUCCAAAUUUUCAAAAAAUACAAAAAAAAUAGAAAAAAAUUCAAAAAGAAGCGAAGACAUGGCGUGGUGCUUCCGCGACAUUCGGCGCCACAUGUGCAUGCUGAUGCGUCAGAACUUCGCCAAAAGUUGCGAGAAGAAGCUAAACGACCAGAUCAACAUGGAGUUGAAGGCAUCCCACCAGUAUCUGGCCAUGGCCUACCAUUUCGAUCGCUCCGAUAUCAGUUCGCCCGGAAUGCACCGAUUCUUCCUGAAGGCGAGCGCCGAGGAGCGGGAGCACGCGGAGAAGAUCAUGACGUACAUGAACAAGCGGGGUGGUCUUAUCAUUUUGAGCAGUGUACCACAGCCGCUGCCCUGUUUCGCCAACAGCUUGGAUGCACUGAAGCACGCAAUGAAAAUGGAACUGGAGGUCAAUAAGCAUCUGCUCGACUUGCACGCCCUGGCUGGCAAGGAAGCGGAUCCGAAUCUCUGCGAUUUCAUCGAGGCCAACUUCCUGCAGGAGCAAGUGGAUGGCCAGAAGAUCCUCGCCGACUAUAUCAGCCAAUUGGAGAAGGCGCAAAGCCAGGUGGGCGAAUUCCUGUUCGACAAGUAUAUGGGCAGCGGCAUGCAUCCUGCGAAAUGAAUUCACCAAAAUGGACCACCAUCUGAUGAGGAAUACGUAUUAUAAUUGGCAGACCCAUGUGUGUGUUCAGUAAAGAUUCGUUUUUUGGCCGAUCA
Messenger RNA from Drosophila simulans, 755 nucleotides. RefSeq names its product soma ferritin (gene Fer3HCH). NCBI's taxonomy places the organism in Eukaryota, Metazoa, Arthropoda, Insecta, Diptera, Drosophilidae. Gene Ontology annotation, biological process: intracellular iron ion homeostasis; iron ion transport. Bases 100 to 660 code for a protein of 186 amino acids. Gene Ontology annotation, cellular component: cytoplasm. Gene Ontology annotation, molecular function: ferrous iron binding; ferric iron binding. The record is from RefSeq and is a predicted model, not a curated record. The transcript is spliced from 2 exons.